AUGGGGAUACUAGAAAAGAUAGCACAGAUUCAGGAGGAACUUUCACGUACUCAAAAAAACAAAGCUACCGAGUACCACAUUGGUCUUCUAAAAGGUAAAUUAGCACGGUAUCGUAGAGAGUUACUAGAACCACAACCAGGACAAGGUUCAUCAGGAGGUGGUCAGGGAUUUGAGGUUGCAAAAGCAGGUGAUGCGCGUGUGUCAUUGAUUGGGUUCCCAUCAGUUGGUAAAUCAUCCUUCUUGUCAAAAGUCACAAACACUAAAUCAGAGGCAGCUAACUACGAAUUCACAACUUUGACAUCGGUGGGUGGUAUCUUGGAGUACAAUGGGGCUGAAGUGCAAAUAGUGGAUUUGCCAGGAAUCAUAAAAGCUGCAUCCCAGGGGAAAGGCAGAGGACGUCAAGUGAUUGCCGUGUCUAGGACUUCAGAUUUGAUAUUGAUGGUUUUGGAUGCCACGAAAAGUGAAGACCAAAGACAAAUUUUGGAGAAUGAGUUGGAGUCAAUGGGUAUUAGACUAAACAAAACAAAGCCCAAUGUCUCAAUCACCUUGAAAAAGACCGGAGGUGUCAAGAUGAACUCGAUCAUUCCGCCAAAGUAUCUUGACGAGAAAAUUGUUACUGCAUUACUAAAAGAUUACAAAAUAUUGAAUGCUCAUGUAUUGAUAAGAGACGAGAAUGUCACAAUUGAUGAUUUUAUCGACGUUAUCAAUGAGCAGCACGUCACUUAUAUCAAGUGUCUAUACGUGUACAACAAGAUUGAUGCUGUUAGUUUAGAAGAGUGUGACAGAUUGGCAAGAGAGCCAAACACAGUGGUCAUGUCAUGUGAGUUGGACUUAGGUAUUGACGAUUUGAAAGAGGAGAUUUGGCGUCAGUUGGAUUUGUUGAGACUAUACACCAAGCGAAGAGGUAUCUUGCCCAAUCUUGAAGAGCCAAUGGUUGUGAGAAAUAAAAGUACGAUUUUGGAAGUUUGUGAUUCCAUCCAUCGAGAUAUGAAGAACCAGUUUAAAUAUGCAUUGGUUUGGGGGUCAAGUGCCAAGCAUUCGCCUCAGAAGUGUGGUUUAAACCAUCCUGUUCAUGAUGAAGAUGUAGUGCAAAUAGUGACCAAAUAG
Messenger RNA from Lodderomyces theae, 1107 nucleotides. RefSeq lists its product as uncharacterized. Gene Ontology annotation, molecular function: GTP binding; GTPase activity. The transcript has a single exon. Gene Ontology annotation, biological process: cytoplasmic translation. Lineage: Eukaryota; Fungi; Ascomycota; Pichiomycetes; Serinales; Debaryomycetaceae. Gene Ontology annotation, cellular component: cytoplasm. The record is from RefSeq and is a predicted model, not a curated record. The coding region runs from base 1 to 1107 and encodes 368 amino acids.